UGGGCUCGGCGCGGCGCUGCAGGCUCCGGUCCCGGCUGCGUGCGCCAGUGCCUCCCCCCAGCGCCGCCGCUCCCCGCUUCGCCGCUGGCGCCGGGCUGCGAGGGGCAGAGGCAGAGGCAUGCCCAGGCGGAGCAUCGCGGAGGUGAAGGUGCUGGACGUGCAGAAGCGACGCAUCCCCAACAAGCACUAUGUGUACAUUAUCAAAGUCACCUGGUCCAAUGGGUCCACAGAAGUCAUAUACCGACGGUACAGCAAGUUCUUUGACCUGCAGAUGCAAAUGCUGGACAAGUUUCCGAUGGAAGGAGGGCAGAAGGACCCCAAGCAAAGGAUCAUCCCCUUUCUGCCAGGAAAGAUCCUCUUCCGCCGGAGUCACAUCCGCGAUGUUGCAGUCAAGCGCCUGAUACCUAUCGAUGAAUACUGCAAGGCUCUGAUCCAGCUGCCUCCCUACAUCUCCCAGUGCGAGGAGGUUCUCCAGUUCUUUGAGACACGACCUGAUGACUUGACGCCCCCCAAAGAGGAGCCCAUUGGAAAGAAGAGGUCUGGGUUUAUCCAGAGAACGGCCUCUUUUCUGCAGAGAGGAGCUGACUCUGCGUCGGUCGACCCCUUGGUGCUGGAGCAGUAUGUCGUGGUGGCGGACUACCAGAAGCAGGAGAGCUCCGAGAUCAGCUUGUGCGUGGGCCAGUUGGUGGAUAUCAUUGAGAAGAACGAAUCAGGCUGGUGGUUUGUGAGCACGUCGGAGGAGCAAGGCUGGGUGCCGGCAACCUGCCUGGAAGCCCAGGAUGGUGUCCAGGAUGAGUUCUCAAUGCAGCCUGAUGAAGUCCCGUGGAGAUACUGGUCUCUGCCCAGGCACGUUGGCCGCCGUCGGACUCUUGGGGACUUGUACACCAGUGGAUGGGGUCAAGAGGAGAAGUACACUGUUAUUUACCCAUACACUGCAAGAGACCAGGAUGAAAUGAACCUGGACAAAGGGGCUGUGGUGGAGGUGAUCCAGAAGAACCUGGAGGGCUGGUGGAAAAUCAGGUACCAGGGGCAAGAAGGCUGGGCCCCCGCCUCCUACCUCAAAAAGGGAAAUGGAGACAUGUUCUCACAGAAGCUGGGGUCAGGCUCCUCCGCUCAUUCGUGUGCCUUGGAUCUGGAUGGCGUCUCCCGGCAGCAGGUCGCGGCGAGCCGAGAGAAGGAUGGACUUGCUGGCCAAAGGGACGGGAGAUUCGACAGCCGUCCCCUGCCCAAUGCUGACAUCCGACGCAAAUCACCAAAGAUGAGGCAGAGACCCCCUCCUCGCCGAGAUCUCACCAUACCACGUGGUUUGAACCUGCCUAAACCUCCUGUCCCUCCUCAAGUGGAAGAGGAAUAUUACACCAUCGCUGACUUCCAGACCACCAUUCCUGAUGGGAUCAGCUUCCAGGCAGGAAUGAAAGUAGAGGUUAUUGAGAAGAACCUGAGCGGCUGGUGGUACAUUCAGAUUGACGAGAAGGAAGGCUGGGCCCCUGCCACGUUCAUCGAUAAGUACAAGAAAACCAGCAAUGCAUCCAGGCCGAAUUUCCUGGCUCCGCUACCCAACGAGAUGGCCCAGCUCCGGCUCGGUGACGCCGCGGCCGACGGCAGCGCCAGCGAGGAAGCGACGGGACCGUGCCGUCCUCUGCCGGAGGCUCCUCCGAACGGUACGGACUGCGGUGGGAAGUGGGCCAAAGACUGGAAGGGGAAGGAGGCUCCCGAGAGCGGGGACCCAGCCUUUGCCGGUGGCUACGAGGAGAUCUCGGACCGUGACACAGAGGAGAAGCCCAGCCUGCCACCCAGGAAGGAGUCCAUCAUUAAAUCAGAAGGCGAAUUACUGGAGAGGCAGAGGCCUCCCCCCAAGCCCCCAGGCAUGAUUUUGCCUAUGAUCCCACCCAAGCAGUCGGCGGCCCCGAAGGACAGCAAGAAGCCCGAUCUGAAACCGGAGAAGGGCAAACUCUUCCAGCUGAAAAACGAAAUGGGACUGGAAUGUGGACACAAGGUGUCAGCCAAGGAGGUGAAGAAACCAAACCUCCGGCCCAUUGUCAAGCCAACCAAGCCAAAAGCCGAGCCUGCAGAGGACAAGCCUGAGCCCAUAGCCCAGAAUCCAUUCUUGAAGUCAAGACCUCAGAUCAGGCCAAAACCCGCCGCAGCCCCCCGGACUGACCCACCUCCAGCUGAUGAUAAACUGGACAUUUGCAGCCUGCGGAGCAAGCUUAGACCUGCAAAGUGCCCAGAGAAACCCUCCGAGCAGGACCCCGCUGCUGGCGAAAACUCCAUCAGUAAUGCCGUGGUUUCUUCAGAGGCUUCUGGAAGGUUUCAGGAGCGACCCAACAUGGACACCAAACCCCUGCCCAAGCUGGACAGCCACGCCACGAAAGAGGCACUGCCCAAAUCUCCCCUGGGGCCAGCAAACACGCCGGGUACCAGGGAGCCCCCGCCGCAGCGCCCCAUUGUGCCACCUCGCAGACCACCCCCCCCCAAGAAAAUGGGGGGUCCUGCCUCUGGCCCCACAGCGGAGCUGAGGGCCCCGGCACGGGAAGUACCUGAAAUCAGGUCAUCCCCGGUGCCGGGGAGGCCCAUGCUGGUUCCUCCGAAAGCCAAGCCGUUCCUCUCUGCCUCCAUCCAAGACGAAGCCAAAGUGAAAAGCAGUGUAAGCCCAAAGGUCAUAUCCAAGCCAGUGGAGAGAGGGGAGACCAAGGAGAGGACCUCAGCCCCCGUCUCCAGUCCGGACGUCUCCAGGGAAGCUCUCUAUGUGGCAGUGGCGGAUUUUGAAGGCGACGAGGAGACCAACAGCUUUAAAGAAGGGACUUUGUUUGAAGUUCGUGAGAAGAACAGCAGUGGCUGGUGGUUUUGCAAGGUCCUGACUGGGAAUCCGUGCUGGGAGGGCUGGAUCCCUUCCAAUUACCUACGGAAGAAGCCAUAGCCGCUCCUCUGCUUGCAUGGCUGGAGGUUCCCUGGUCUCUCACCUGAGUAUUUAAUUAGCAGAUUAAUUUAUAGUUUUAUGUGAGGCUGGCUUUAAAAAACAAGAUAAUAAUUGAGAUCCCACACAUUCCAGUUGGUGCCCGUUGGCAGCAGCGUGGAGGAAGCAGCUCUGCCUCCCCUCCCCACCCGUGUGCUCCCAUCCAUCCUCCUCCUUGCAUACCCCCCCAGCACUGCGCUCCUGUGGCCAUACUGGCAGCCCAGCUGGGGCUGCUCUGGCCAAACUUCAUGGAAUACGAUGGCUACCAUGGUUCUCCAUGCUAGGGCGAGGGACCUUGAUUGACAUUUUUGCCACUUGUAUGGGAAGUUAAAAAGAAAUACGGCAGUAGCCAGGGAGAGAAGUGGAGCGUGGAACAGUACCAAUGAAGGAAAUCUGGCUGCACAAAAGGAUUUGCCUUUCCCUGAGGCUCAGGGUCACGGUCCAAUGUUGUAGGUCACGUUGCUUAGUCCAGAUGUGUAGCAGAGCCAUAGGGAACAUGGCAAAAAGGAGGAAUGAUUGCUGAGAACAGGGUCCCUGUAGCUCUGCGUGCAUGUGCAGGUAGAGGCAUUGUGCUCUGGUCAAGGGCUGUGCCUUGCUCCCCCCCCGUGCACGCCACGGGACCAUCCCUUGGUCUUCCCUGCUCUACAAUGACAAGUGUUAACUUCAACAUUCUCCUGGUGGAAACAAAAAUACAGAAAAAUACACACACACACACACACACGUCUAUAACAGGACCUCUCUGUGCUGAUCCAAGAUGCUAUGCAGGAUUCUCCCUUGCAGUAUUGCAACCAAACAACAAGAGGUAUUUUGCUUCGGUAGCUGAAGAAUACUAUGCAAGGCACAGAAGACCAAAAUGACCCCAAAAGCCCUGGAAAGAGGAUGCUUUGCUUUCCUUUCCCCCCAAACUGCCCUGCCUGUUGGACUAAUAGGGGACCACCCGUUCCCGUGACCCACAGAGCUUCCCUGGGCUGGUGGGCAGCAGCCAGGAGGUGGGUCCUUCAGUAGGUGCUGAUAUUAUCAAGUGCAAUCCAGAACGUGGGAGUUCAGCUCCUCAUCACAACCAGUUGCGAGGCUUGUCUGGUGCUCAGGGGCUCCCUGCCUUGUUUUUCACCCCAUCUGCCUGUCUUCCAGGUACUUUCAUUUCAUCCUGCAUGGUGGGCCGUUUGGGGGGCUUCAGGUCAAGCAGAGCCUGGGGUUUUUCCGUGCUGACAUUCCUGCCUGCCAAGCCUAAUCUUGCCCGCAGUGUUGCUUAUCCCAGCAGGAGGACGAGCGUGGAUGAGCUGUCAUUCCCCAGUGCUGCUUUCUUCCCUUCUGUAGUUGGCUACUUGCAGAUUCAGGGCUAAACUUCUCUCUCCGGAAGAGCUUUAAACCUGGCGCUUCUGUGGGUUUCUUGCUGACCAAACCCCUUUGCCCUUUCUAGUCUAAUUGCAAGUGCAAACACUGCAGCUGCAGCUCAGCAGCCACAUUGUUUUGCUGCUGG
This is a messenger RNA of Aquila chrysaetos chrysaetos, 4436 nucleotides long. RefSeq names its product SH3 and PX domains 2B (gene SH3PXD2B). Gene Ontology annotation, molecular function: phosphatidylinositol binding; protein binding; superoxide-generating NADPH oxidase activator activity. The transcript is spliced from 15 exons. The record is from RefSeq and is a predicted model, not a curated record. Gene Ontology annotation, cellular component: cytoplasm. Gene Ontology annotation, biological process: superoxide anion generation. The coding region runs from base 119 to 2920 and encodes 933 amino acids. Lineage: Eukaryota; Metazoa; Chordata; Aves; Accipitriformes; Accipitridae.